GACACGGAAGAGUUUGAACGAGCAGCUUUAACUUUAUUUAAACCAUAAAUUUAAUCUGAUGUGUUCAGGUUUAAACUCAGGUUCAGUUAUUGAGUGAAAAUACCAACAGACUCAGACAUUUAGAACAAACUAAGAGUCAGAUCAGCAGGAACAGAGAACACGGACAUGUCUGCUGUAACUGCGUCACUCUGCUCCACGCUGAUGUUUGUCCUGUUCGUCUCUGCAGACCAGAAAAACAUCACAGCUGAGUCUGGACAGAACGUCACUCUGACAUGUCGAGCUCCAAACAACAAAAUCAUAGUUGUAGAGUGGAGCAGAGCUGACCUGGGAGAUAAACAUGUGCUUGUGUACCGAGACGGGCAGUUUGUUCCAGAUCACCAGCAUCCAUCUUUUAAGAACCGGGUGGAUCUGCAGGACAAACAGAUGAAGGAUGGAGACGUGUCUUUGAUUCUGAAGGAUGUGACGAUUAAUGACACUGGAACAUACAGGUGUCAUGUCCUCAUUGAAAAACCAUGGCAAUGGAGCAACAUCAGCAUCAUCCACCUUCAUGUUGCUCCUCCAGGUCAGACAGGAGGACAAGAGAAGGAUGAAGACAACAAAGAUGGAGGAAAGGAAGACAAAAAGAAGGAGGAUGGAUCUGUUGGACUGAUAGUUGGUCUGUCAGUUCUUUUUGUGCUUCUUCUUGUUGCUGCUGCUGUUGGUUUCUUGAUCUACAGAAAACAUAAACAACAACAGAGUGAGGAAACAAACCAGCCUCCUGUUUAAGUGCAGCAGGUUAAAAUGUUUCAGAGGUUUUUCCAGCGUUCAGUCUGCUGCUGCUGUUCAGAGUUCUGGGUGUUGUCAGUGUUUAAAAUCGUACAAAAACAGAUGAACUGAGCACAGACAGCAGGCUCACAGUACUGUAUGUUUAUUUCAGUUUUAUCUUUAAUGGCUGCUUCUGUUUUUGCUGACAGCUCAUCUCAGUGGACGAGUUUCGUCUUUAAAACAAGUCUUUACAUUUCAGCUCUGUAGUUCACUGGAACAUCCAGAGGGCUGUGACUACAAAUCAGCUUCAACACAGUCAGGCUUUCUUUGUGUUAGCUGGCUCAACUAAACCUGAAACUGCAGUCAGAGACAGCAGGUAUCACCAUGGUGAUUAUCAACUUUCUCUGUUACCCUGGCUCUCUGCUUCAGGCUCUGCACCACCCAAUCCAAUCAGAGACAUUGUGCAAUGAUGACAAAAUGGUUCCCUCAUUUCUCCACUAAUUGUACAAACCAUCUGUUUGUAGCUGACAGAUGGUUUGUACAUUUCUGAUUGCAAGGUAACUCUCCAAUGCAUUUGUCACUCAGCAGUAGGGAUGGGUAUCGUUUAGGUUUUAUCCAAUACCAGUACCAAACCGAUACUUUUGAAACGGUGCUCAAACCGGUGCUUAAAGAAUGGAGAACACAAACUUUGUCCA
Oreochromis aureus is the source of this 1439-nucleotide messenger RNA. RefSeq names its product programmed cell death 1 ligand 1-like. The record is from RefSeq and is a predicted model, not a curated record. Lineage: Eukaryota; Metazoa; Chordata; Actinopteri; Cichliformes; Cichlidae. The transcript has 3 exons. Bases 166 to 765 code for a protein of 199 amino acids.